GAUAUGGCUGCAAUGUGGUCUGCAGCUGGUGCUAGUUUUGCGAGAAUAACAGGCUGGUACGACAAUCUAUAUUCGCUAUUUACCAUAGACAAAUGUAUAGGUUUUGUUGUUAUUCUAUUCACUAUAAUGAUAUUUGUCAUGAAAACACAGACUAGAGAAUUUAGAGUAGCCAAUGGAUAAAGGAUAUCUUUAUAAGCCAUAUAUUUUAGACAUUUGAAUGUGAUUGGUAGCGCUAUAUUUAGAAAAUGUAGAAAUUUACGUAAUCCGAUGAUGGUCAUAUGUUGGAAAAAAAAUCUGUCUGAAAAAUUGAAGCAGCCUUUACAAAGAAUAGACUUACAUCUAAUACAUCAUAUAAUUAAAUAUCAUUAUAGAUAACGAUCACAAUGCAUAGAGCUAUAGUCACCCCAUUAUUGAGAAAUGCUGCUAUUCGUAGCGCAGCUCCUCGUACCUUAAGGGUCAUGAGACAAACUCCAGUUGUUUUCCCUAAACAAAUGAUCCGUUUUGCCUCAACUGAAUCAAAUGCUAAGGCUACUGAAUCUGAAGCAGCCAAAGCAUCAGAAACUGUCAAAGAAGCUGAACCACAAGCUGAAACUGAAGCUACUGAAGGUAAUGAAGUUGAUACAGUUGAAGAUUUAAAAGCUAAGCUUGAUGCUAAGGAUAAAGAUUUAGCUAAUAUGAAGAAUCAUUAUGCCAGAGCUAUUGCUGAUUUCCGUAAUUUACAAGAUACCACUAAGAAAGAAGUUCAAAAGGCUAAAGAUUUUGCAUUACAAAAGUUUGCAAAGGAUUUAUUGGAAUCAUUAGAUAAUUUCAGUUUAGCUUUAGAAUCAGUUAAAGAAGAUACUUUAAAAGCCAAUGAAGAUGUUAAAAGUUUAUAUGAAGGUGUUAGUAUGACUAGAAAUAUAUUCGAAAAGACUUUAAGUAAACAUGGUAUUGAAAAGAUAGAUCCAAUGGGUGAACAAUUUGAUCCAAAUCAACAUGAAGCUACGUUCCAAAUUCCUCAUCCUGAUAAAGAACCAGGUACUGUUUUCCAUGUUCAACAACCAGGUUAUACUUUAAACUCCAGAGUUUUAAGACCAGCUAAAGUUGGUUUAGUCAAAGGUAAUGAAGAAAACUAAAUGUAAUAGUAGUAGGCAGUAACGUUUUAAUUAAUGAAGUUAUGGGUUAAUUCCAAAAUUAGUAUUUUUACAUAGAUUAUAUCAUUUCGUUCCAUCUUGUAUAUAAAAAGUUCCAAUCGUAAGUAAUAUAUAAAAUAAAUUUUGAUUUAUAAAUUGAUAUUAGUAUCUCACAGGUGAUGUCAUAUCCUGUUUAACCUCCUAGCUCAUAAUGAUAACAAGACAGUAAUAUGAAUGAUGCAAAAUUGACCCUACUAAUUUGAUACGGCAUUUUCCACACGUGACAUGACUCACCUCUAAUUUUUAAGCGUCAGACAGAUCAGUUGAUAAUGAAAAAUUUUGGGGACCUCCCCCGUAGAUCGCACAAAAAUGUCAGAUUUUCACAAAAGACAAUUUUUCACCAUUUUGAAUUAGGUUGAUACAACUAUCUUCUUGGUUUCAGUAUCAAUUCCUUGUUAGAACUAUCCAAUUGACUUGUUUGAUAAUGUUAUC
Messenger RNA from Scheffersomyces coipomensis, 1604 nucleotides. It is a transcript of the gene MGE1, whose product is annotated as Mge1p. The transcript has a single exon. Gene Ontology annotation, molecular function: adenyl-nucleotide exchange factor activity; protein homodimerization activity; protein-folding chaperone binding. The record is from RefSeq and is a predicted model, not a curated record. Gene Ontology annotation, cellular component: PAM complex, Tim23 associated import motor. Bases 384 to 1115 code for a protein of 243 amino acids. NCBI's taxonomy places the organism in Eukaryota, Fungi, Ascomycota, Pichiomycetes, Serinales, Debaryomycetaceae. Gene Ontology annotation, biological process: protein import into mitochondrial matrix; protein folding.